Messenger RNA from Fonsecaea erecta, 582 nucleotides. RefSeq lists its product as hypothetical. The coding region runs from base 1 to 582 and encodes 193 amino acids. Gene Ontology annotation, cellular component: TRAPP complex; cytoplasm; nucleus. Lineage: Eukaryota; Fungi; Ascomycota; Eurotiomycetes; Chaetothyriales; Herpotrichiellaceae. The transcript has a single exon. Gene Ontology annotation, biological process: endoplasmic reticulum to Golgi vesicle-mediated transport. The record is from RefSeq and is a predicted model, not a curated record.
AUGGCCCUCAACUCGUCACCGUCGAUAGCAUGCAUCGGUGUCAUUGGUAAACAUGACCAACCGCUGCACAUCUCCCUCUUUCCUCCCCACAACACCACCUCCACCGCCGAACUUGAUUUCCUCUUCCUCCUCAACUCCUGCCUCGACAUCUUCGACCUGCGGGCUCGUACCACCAAGCUGCUCGACUCCGACCUCGGUCUACUCCAGGCCAUCGACGACCGCCUCUCGUGUUACGGCUGGCUGACGAACACGGGGAUCAAGUUUAUCAUCGUGGUGGACAUGAUGGGCCGGCCUCCGCCCUCUCCGUCUGAAGAAAAUGGGUCCAAGGACUUGGGAAAAGACAAGAGACGGUUUCCUCCUGCAGCAGUGGGACUACGGGAUGCGGAUCUUAAGCCAGCCUUCCGUGCGGUACAGACUGCAUACAUCCAUCUGAUGCUGAAUCCGUUCUACAUGCCGGACGAGAGGACGCCGUUGCAGAUAGCAAAUUAUGGGGGCAAAAGCCCCGAAAUCACGAGCAAAAAGUUCAUUGCAGAGAUUCAGAGGAUCGGAAAGAUAUGGUACCCGGGAAUUGGAAGUAUCUGA